This is a messenger RNA of Zerene cesonia (dogface butterfly), 1620 nucleotides long. RefSeq names its product retinoblastoma-binding protein 5 homolog (gene Rbbp5). Gene Ontology annotation, molecular function: protein binding. The transcript has 11 exons. Gene Ontology annotation, cellular component: Set1C/COMPASS complex. NCBI's taxonomy places the organism in Eukaryota, Metazoa, Arthropoda, Insecta, Lepidoptera, Pieridae. The record is from RefSeq and is a predicted model, not a curated record. The coding region runs from base 160 to 1590 and encodes 476 amino acids.
UGUUUUGGCUCGUCCGUCGCCGUUGGGCGCUGCAGGAAUAUUAUUUUUGUUUUGAUUUAUAUUCUUCGUUAUUUACAAUAUAAUCUAGUUUCGUACUCAUAUAAUUAUGUUUAUCUACUAAUUUUACAACAAGUUCGAUCAUAAAGCUUAGUUAUAAAUAUGAAUCUCGAGUUGCUAGAAUCAUUUGGACAAAAUUAUCCUGAGGAAUUCGAUGGAACAUUGGAUUCCAUAUCACUAGCAGCUACAUGCGCGUUCAACCGACGCGGAACGCUUUUAGCUGUGGGCUGCAAUGAUGGAAGAAUAUUUAUCUGGGAUUUUCUAACGAGAGGCAUUGCUAAGUCCAUAUCAGCUCAUGUGUAUCCAGUUUGUAGCUUAAGUUGGUCUCGGAAUUGUAAAAAGCUAUUAUCAUCAUCAACGGAUCACAAUGUGUGCAUAUGGGAUGUGCUGUCGGGUGAAUGCGAACAGAGAUACAGGUUUCCCACGCCCAUACAAAGGGUGCAGUUUGACCCACGGAAUGAUAAACGUUUUCUCGUGUGCCCCAUGAGACAUGCAGCUCUGUUGGUUGACACGGACGGUGGCCAUAAGAUACUGCCUAUUGAUGAUGAUGGUGAUAUAAACGUAAUAGCUUCAUUUGAUCGGCGAGGUGAUCAUGUCUAUACUGGGAAUGCAAAGGGAAAGAUACUUAUAUUGGACUCACAGUCUUUAGCAAUUAAGGCAAGCUUUAAAAUCACAGUUGGCACAUCGAGCACGACUGGUAUUAAAAGUAUAGAGUUUGCUAGAAGGGGAGACUGUUUUCUGGUGAACACAUCAGACCGUGUGAUUAGAGUGUACGACACCAACACAGUACUCAAGUGUGGAAUCAAUGGAGAGCCAGAACCUAUACAGAAGUUACAAGACCUUGUCAAUAAGACGACAUGGAAGAAGUGUUGUUUCUCCGGAGACGGCGAGUACAUAUGCGCGGGUUCGGCGCGCCAGCACGCGCUGUACGUGUGGGAGAAGGCCAUCGGCAACUUGGUGAAGAUCCUCCAUGGCACCAAAGGCGAGCUACUGCUGGACGUCGUGUGGCACCCCGUGCGGCCCAUCAUCGCCAGCAUCAGCGCUGGUGUCGUAUCGAUCUGGGCGCAGAACCAGGUCGAGAACUGGUCCGCGUUCGCGCCGGACUUCAAGGAGCUGGACGAGAACGUGGAGUACGAAGAGAGGGAGAGUGAGUUCGACGUGGAGGACGAGGACCGCUCCGUGGACCAGGCGGGGGAGAGCAGGAACGAUGAGGAGGUUGAGGUGGACGUGACGACGUGCGAGCCGGUGGCGGCCUUCUGCAGCUCGGACGAGGAGGGCGAGGACGAGGGGCUGCUCGCCUUCCUGCCCAUCGCGCCGGAGAUCGAGGACCCCGAGGACGGGUGGGCGGCGACGUCGGAGGCGGUGACGCCGAGCGCGACGCCCGAGAAGGCGGAGCCGCCCGCCAAGCGCGCCAAGACCAACACCAUCGACAUCAACCUCAAGAUCGACCCGCCCGAAAACCCACUACCGUUUGGAGGCAAAAAUAAACAAGCGGCAGGAAAUAAGAAAGUUGCCGGCAGACCCAGAAAAUAAAUCGUAUUAUUAUAUUAUAUUUUAAAAUCA